Agrilus planipennis (emerald ash borer) is the source of this 1043-nucleotide messenger RNA. Its product is annotated as cysteine-rich hydrophobic domain-containing protein 1-like. Gene Ontology annotation, molecular function: phosphotransferase activity, alcohol group as acceptor; ATP binding. Bases 503 to 775 code for a protein of 90 amino acids. NCBI's taxonomy places the organism in Eukaryota, Metazoa, Arthropoda, Insecta, Coleoptera, Buprestidae. Gene Ontology annotation, biological process: carbohydrate metabolic process. The record is from RefSeq and is a predicted model, not a curated record. The transcript is spliced from 2 exons.
CAUAAUGAAACGAUAAGGUAACGAGGUAAACAGUCAAUUUAUAACGUUUUCUUUGCGGUUAAUUCUGAUUUGGCGCUGCACGUCCUUGAUCUUAUACUCAAAACAAACUUGUUCGCGUUAAUGCAAAAAAAUGUAGUGAGUAACUUAGAACUAGUUAAAUCGCGGGACUUUAUUUUCAGAAUAUUCGUCUUAUCAAUGUAAUUCGUUGUCAAACAGCGUCGGUAAUCUACGACUUAUUAAUAAGACGGGUACUUUUUCAAUAAUUUAUCGAAUGCAGACUGUCGUCGAGGAAGUGCUAUCGAUAACUUUAAAAUAAAAAUAAAAUAAAAUAAUCAAAUGUUUCCUAAAAAUACGUACAUUGUUAUCUUCAUUAUUUUACGACCCUGCAGUUACUAAUUAAAGAUCGUCAACUUCGGGUUGAUAAUAACUGAUAUUUACAAAGUAUAAAUUGCAUAAAGUGACUCGUUAUAUAACUAUUUGUGUCAUCGUAAGAAAAAAAAAAAUGGUACUAACGGCAGUAAAUGGGUUUUUCAGAUGGCUAAUUUUUGGUUGCAUCUGUUGCUGCUGUACCGCUGGUUGUUCUUUACUCCCGGUUGUUUGUUUGAAUAAACGCGUUUUACAAUCGAUCAACAAACUUCUGGACUGGGAAAACAACAGAUUGUACUGUAGACUGGGAUUUUCUUGGAAAAUUGAACAGCAGAGAUUCGAACAUUUCAACGAAUACGUUCUUGUGCUGGAGGAACUGCCCAAAGUCCACGUUUACAAACCCGACUGACCCGAUUUCAACAAUUCAAAAUAAUAAAAAAGUUGAAAUCCCAUCUUUUUUACGAACAAUUACAAAAAUAUAUAAGUAUCUAUUCGAAAACUGUUUCUCGAAAUAGCAAUCUUCUAUACGUACGUCUAUUUUAAAGAUUAAAAUAUACCUAAUAUGAUUCUAAUCAUUAUUAAAUAUUAUGUAUUACUUUAUUAACGAUCUGAUAUUAUUUGUGAAAAUACAAAAUAAUGCUUUAAUUUACAUGAAUACAUAUACUUAUGAAAACCGA